AUGGCUGUGCCGGGGAACUCACUACGGAUACUGCUUCUCGGUGCGUAUUUUGCGCUGACGGUCGGAGCGGACUGCGAGAAGAACUGUGCGCUCUGCCUCAACCGUCUACGUGGGCAUCAGACGGCGAUUACCACUCUGACAUGCUCAAUAGAAUGUGAGGGCAGCCUGGACACCACGAAGCUCCGCCUCUGCCAAGACGUCCUAUUGGAGGAGGAGCGCGUCGUAGUAGAUGACGUCAAACAGGAAGAGGUGCAGGGCCAGCAGCACCAAUUGGCCAAGAAGUAUGGUGGCUUCAUGAAGCGCUACGGAGGGUUCAUGAUCAGGAGGCGCUCACCCGUAGAGGGGCGAGUGCAGGGAGGAGAGAACAACCCGGUGGCUGAGGAAGAGGACAUCCGUCUGGAGAUCCUGAAGAUUCUGAAUGCAGAGGCUGAGGGCCAGAGGGAUAGGGAAGUGGCCAAGCGCUAUGGGGGGUUCAUGAGAAGAGGGGGGGACUUGGGGGGCCUGGAGGGGGUGGGCAGGCCGUUGAAGAAGCGCUACGGGGGCUUCAUGAGGAGGGUGGGAAGGCCUGAGUGGCUGGAGGAUCAGAAGAACCAGGGGGGUCUCCUGAAACGCUCCUGGGAGGGGGAGCGGGGUGACUCCCCCCUGGCUGAAAUACAGAAGAGAUAUGGAGGAUUCAUGGACUAG
This is a messenger RNA of Salvelinus namaycush (lake trout), 684 nucleotides long. RefSeq names its product proenkephalin-A-like. Gene Ontology annotation, cellular component: dendrite; axon terminus; neuronal cell body. NCBI's taxonomy places the organism in Eukaryota, Metazoa, Chordata, Actinopteri, Salmoniformes, Salmonidae. The transcript has 2 exons. The record is from RefSeq and is a predicted model, not a curated record. Gene Ontology annotation, biological process: sensory perception; chemical synaptic transmission; neuropeptide signaling pathway. Gene Ontology annotation, molecular function: opioid receptor binding. The coding region runs from base 1 to 684 and encodes 227 amino acids.